Molecule: messenger RNA, 1028 nt
Organism: Bombina bombina (fire-bellied toad)
Lineage: Eukaryota; Metazoa; Chordata; Amphibia; Anura; Bombinatoridae
Gene: SPDEF
Product: SAM pointed domain containing ETS transcription factor
Exons: 6
Coding region: 78-1028 (316 amino acids)
Biological process (GO): cell differentiation; regulation of transcription by RNA polymerase II
Cellular component (GO): nucleus
Molecular function (GO): sequence-specific DNA binding; DNA-binding transcription factor activity, RNA polymerase II-specific
Source: RefSeq, a predicted model, not a curated record
UUGAUGGAAGUUUGACAUCCUGCAAGGAGUGUGACAUCACAACCCAAACAGAUUUUGAAACCCUGCAGUCCCGCAUCAUGGGCAGCAGCAGUGUCAGCCUCACUCCCGCCACUCAUGCCCGCCUGGCCCUUCAGGACCCCACCCUUACCAGCCUGGACAAACCUCCUGAAGAAGGUGCCUCUGGGUACUACAUACCAUUCUGUGACAUGUUGUAUGCUGGUGAGGGGGGCAGCUGGGCAUCUAAGGGGUUAAUUCCAGUUGGCCACAGAGAUGAAGGGCAGAAGGAGCCAGAGCAAUGUCCUGUUAUAGACAGCCAGGGUCUUCAUCAUGAAUUGGAGUACCAAACCUCCUUAAGUCUAGAAGAUCACUCACUGGAACAAAUGCAGACUAUGGUGGUAGGAGAAGUUCUAAAGGAUAUUGAGACUGCAUGUAAACUUCUCAACAUUUCCGCAGAUCCCAUGGAGUGGUCCCCAAGCAAUGUGCAAAAAUGGAUUCUUUGGACAGAGCACCAGUAUCGACUCCCGCAGGUUGGGCGAAGCUUCCAAGACUUGUCAGGGAGAGAUCUAUGCGCUUUGAGCGAGGACAGCUUUAGAGACCGGUCGCCGUUGUGCGGAGAUGUCUUGUAUGCUCACCUGGACAUCUGGAAGUCAGCUGCCUGGAUGAAAGAGAAGACAGGAACUGGGGACAUGCGAUUUUGUGGCAACGGAGCAGUUGGUGAAUGCUGGGCCGACACUGAGGUGGACUCCUCCAGUUCUGGGCAACCUAUCCAUCUUUGGCAGUUCCUGAAAGAGCUUUUGCUAAAACCGCAUAAUUAUGGACGCUCUAUUCGCUGGUUGAACAAAGAAAAAGGUAUCUUCAAGAUAGAGGACUCGGCACAAGUUGCUCGCCUUUGGGGUAUUCGAAAGAACCGACCAGCCAUGAACUAUGACAAGCUUAGCCGCUCUAUUCGCCAGUACUACAAGAAGGGGAUCAUCCGUAAGCCUGACGUGUCUCAGCGUCUUGUCUACCAGUUUGUGCACCCACUGUAA